AUAUAUAUAUACAUAGUUAUUCCGUAGUCAGUGGCUUCUUCUUCUAAUGGGUUACGGACAUCUGGAGUUGGAAAAGCCGACCCUUGGGACAGCGCUUGGAGCUUGAUGGAGGAACAACUUUAACUUCUUAUUCUAAGGUUAUUAUUAGUACGGGCCACCAGGAGGAAGAUGUGGCCCAGGAGUUUUUUGCUCGUGGACGGUACAUGGUACAUUACAUGUACCUGGCGGCGCAUUUCCUGGAUCUUAAAACCCAGCCAAUUCGCGGCUUCGAGGAUUGCGGGAGUGGAGUUGAGUUGGUCUGGCAUUUCUUCUGUGAUUUGAUAUGUCCCUGUCUGCUCCUCACAGUGCUUCCUCUCAACCCAGUUUUCCUUUGACAUUUCUAGGCAUUUAUUGACUUGCUUGAAAUCAUAAUAAUUAACUGUUGCUGCUGUUCUUGUUAUUCCUGUAUCUUGUUCUCCGUGAUUUGGCUCAAUCUUCGUAUGCUCCAACUUACUGCAGUGCAAGCUCCACACCAUCUGGCAUUUAAUAUUUGAAUUCUCCUGAUAGAAGUAGGAGUGGUAACUAUGUACGGCAUACAGAAUACACGCAAUCUUACAUACCAACCCAUACCCAUCCAUACGGCGGCCAUACGGGCCAGCGAUACAUACCGCCCUAUCUGCCAAGAUGGGAACUGGGAACUGAAUAACGCUAGAACUCCGUACGAUCUGUCGACCUUGUGCUUCCUCUCGUCAACUCUGGCGAUUUCUCUCCCUCACCUGUUUCUUCUUAACUGCGCCGAUCCCCUUUUCCCCAGACCUUCGAUCUGAACUCGCUUUUAUAUUUUUUUUGUUCCGCACUGUAACUACGCUGCGUACAUCAGGAACCACACGAGCUGUCUGUCCCCCAUUCCGGUCCUACAUACCUGGGUACACUUCCUUGAACCCGGCUUCCUACAUAUACCUCCACACAGACGGACAGGCAUACUAUACGUACGCACUGACUCUGUCGAGUCUUGCAUAUUCUGUCUGCAGUCCAUACAUAUUGACAUACACUCAAACCAACAACAUACAUGAGCUAGAUCUCUGCCUAUCACGGAGAAAUAGUCGGCUCAAAGCCUAUUGAGGAGACGAGACCACCAGCAGCAGAAAAAGAAACAAGAGGAACAAAAAAAAAAAAAAAAAAGAAAGAAAGAAAGAAAAAGACUCAAACCGAUCAAUUGAUCGACCAUCUGACGUUCCCUCUUAUUUUCUUGUCGUUCAGACCCGCCGAUUUUCUGCAUCUCGAACCCCUUGCCAUUUUUAGCUAUCACCACGCCCAACCUUCCCUAUGACUAUGGUUAUCGAAAACCAAAACCGCCAGUAUGGCGGUGGGAUGGGUUACGACCAUGCGUAUCAGAGCCAAGUUCAUCCCGGCACUCCCCAAUUCAAUGAAGCCUGGACAGCGCAUUCGUCCGCUCAUCCUCCGCAACCCAUCUACCCUACAUCUCUUCCCGCAACUUCUGUCGCGAUGCAUCAGACUAUAAAGCGCGAGGAAGUUUCUCGACCUACUGCUAUCUCUAUGCCAUAUACGAGCGUGCCGGUGCCUGCCCCAUCAAUGGCCCCGAGCAGCAACUACAGCCCUGCUCCUGCGUAUGGCGGUCAUGAGCAGAUGAUUGUUCUUCCCCAAGAGAUUCCGCGGACAACUUUUGAACAGGCGCAAAGCUAUACAUCGCCGUCUCCAAUAGCUCCAUUCACUCCGGCUAACUAUCCUCCCAUGGAAUAUGCGCAAUCCCUGCAGCAGCAGCAGCAGCAGCAACACCAACAGCAACACCAUCACCAACACUCGAAUGCGAGGAAUAUGCCCCAAGGCAACGAGGCUCCGUCGCAAACGGUCCAGUCACAACCGCCACCGCCGUCCACGUAUGGCGAUGCCCUGGAUGCUAGUCGAGGAAUGGUUGCGCUGAGCCAAGAUCUGGCAACCCCGCGAAAUAUAUAUGCCCCUCAGAAUGCCAGGGGACCUAGGGAAGCCUACGGGUUCCCAGCUGCACAUUCUUCAGCCUCAUCGAUCUCGUCUGCGGGCAAUUAUCCGUAUUACAGUGCGUCAGUGGUCUCUGUCGAUUCUUCCGUCACCGACUACAGCUCGACCACUUCAGAAUCUUACGAUGGCAUGCCAUCGCGAACCCUCCCUCGACCGUCCAGCCUCAUGCAUGGCUGCAUAUCCGGGCCUCAGUCAAUGAUGAGCCAGUUCAGCUCAAAAGUCCCAUCCAACACGCAGAAGAAACACAAGUGUAAAGUCUGCGAUAAGCGAUUUACCCGACCUUCCUCCUUGCAGACCCACAUGUACAGUCACACAGGUGAAAAACCAUUCCCCUGUGAAUUCCCAGGCUGUGGGCGUCACUUCUCCGUGGUAUCGAAUCUUCGUCGACACAACAAAGUCCACAAGGGCGAAAAGGAGUCCGGCUCCCCUGAACAGCAAGAAGAAUAAAAAUCCUCUUCUCCUUGCACCAAAAUGGCCCCUCACUGCCGUUUGAUGUUCUCUCGUCCGUCUUCUCUACAAAAGAAACUCCAUCAACCUUCUUAACGACUUCUUCGCACGCGGCGUUGCUUCGAUCAGGCAUAACCCAAAGUGCGUGCGGAAAACCAACCUUGGUCUUCCUAAUCCCUAAUAUUCCUUCUUUAUUUCCCUCGCUCGACGAUUAUCCACCUUCUUCACAUCGUCAUAUACGACUCUAGGUUGGGUUGCAAGAUUUUAAUUUACCACUUUUCCUACUUCUACCCACACUCCAUUUACUGCUUGUAUUAUAUAUAUAUUUUCUUUGCUAUACUUUUGCUAGUUCUCUUCACCCGGCUCGAGUUGUGGGAUUUCGAGUUUUCACGGCCGGAAAUCAAAGAUACCCCAGUGUGAGAAAUUUUUCUUUUUUUUUUUUGUU
This is a messenger RNA of Blastomyces gilchristii SLH14081, 2887 nucleotides long. RefSeq names its product C2H2 conidiation transcription factor FlbC. Gene Ontology annotation, cellular component: nucleus. NCBI's taxonomy places the organism in Eukaryota, Fungi, Ascomycota, Eurotiomycetes, Onygenales, Ajellomycetaceae. The record is from RefSeq and is a predicted model, not a curated record. The transcript is spliced from 5 exons. The coding region runs from base 1306 to 2442 and encodes 378 amino acids.